Molecule: messenger RNA, 3329 nt
Organism: Anopheles nili
Lineage: Eukaryota; Metazoa; Arthropoda; Insecta; Diptera; Culicidae
Gene: Cpr76Bd
Product: paternally-expressed gene 3 protein
Exons: 3
Coding region: 1-2616 (871 amino acids)
Source: RefSeq, a predicted model, not a curated record
AUGAAGUUUUUCGCCGCAGUCCUUGUCGCCACCUGUCUGGCUGCGUCCGGCCUGGCCAGCCCGGCUCCGGAUUGUCCGCCAAGCGGACAUGUUAGUGGAUACUCCUACCCAGCGCCUACUGUGCAGCUGUCAGUUGGUAAAGCUGUCAACUCGGUCAGUGUGACACCCGGCUUCUCGUCCUACGCCGUCGAUGGUGAGGUGAAGUACGCCUCGGUGGGUCCUUCCUACAGUUCGUACGAAUCAUCCCCGGCCUACAGCGCGUAUGGCACGUCCGGUGAGGAGCUGAAGCUGACGAGCUACGAAGCAGGUGUGAAGACGGUUGCGGCCGCUCCUGCCGUCACCUACGCCACCAAAACCGCUGGAGUUGUGUACGCUGAUAAGUCACCCAUCACCUCCUAUGCCUCGGUGGUUCCAUCCAGUGUCAGCUACACCAAGACGGUGGCUGAACCCGUCUACGCUCAGCCCGUUGUAAGCAAGGUCCUGACAAGUGCUGCUCCGGCUUACGUCACGAAGGAGUAUCUGCCUCCGGUCGUCAAGUCCUACUCAGCUGCUCCAGUCGUCUCGUCGUACGUCGCUCCAGCUGUCACAAAAUACGCCGCCACUCCGGCCGUUGCCACGUACACCUCCUCGCCAGCUGUUGCUUCCUACGUGGCCGCUGCUCCUGCCGUCAGCAAGUAUGUUGCAGCCGCCCCAGCCGUCAGUUACGCAGCUGCCCCAGCCGUCAGCUAUGCCGCCGCUCCAGUCGCGAAGGUAGUCAGCGCCAGCUACGCUCCUGCCACGUCCUAUGCCAGCUAUACUCCAGCUGCCAAGGUUGCCACCUAUGCUGCUCCUGCUGCCACCUACGCCAGUUACGCUCCGGCCGCCAAGGUCGCUACUUAUGCUGCGCCAUCCUACGGUUAUGCUGCGUCUUAUGCUCCAGUCACGAAGGCCUACGCAAGCUAUGCCCCGGCCGCAACCUACGCCAGCUAUGCCCCGGCCGCUAAAGUAGCCUCAUACACACCAGCCGUUGGUUACGCCGCUUAUGCUCCAGCUGCCAAGGUCGCUUAUGCUGCCCCGGCCGCCGGCUAUGCCAGCUCAUACGCUACAACCUCCAACCUGGCUUAUGCUGCCCCAGCCGUCACGAAGACGGUUGUGUCCGCUGCUCCGGCAGUCGCUUCCUACUACGCCGCUCCCGCCGUCACCAAGUACGCAUCUGCCCCAGCCGUUUCCACGGCGUACGUGUCCGCACCGACCGUCACCAAGUAUGCCACUUCCGGAGUGGCCUAUGCUCCAGCUGUCAGUAGCUACGUGGCACCAUACUCAGCUCACGCUUACACCCCAGCCGUCAGCAAGUACGUGUCCUCACCGGCUGUCUCCUCGUACUACGCCACACCCUCAGUCUCGAAGGUAGUGUCCAGCCCGGGCUAUGCCUCGUACGUGUCUGCUGCUCCUGCCGUGGCUAAGGUUGCCGCCGUUCCGGCUGUCUCGACUGCGUACGUCUCUGCACCAGCUGUCUCUAAGGUAGCUUACGGACCGGCCGUCGCUUCGUACAGUGCUGGUCCGGCUGUGUCCGCUUACACCACCGGUGCGGCCUACUCAGGCUACUCUGUUUCCCCGGCUGUCUCGAAGGUAGUGGCCUCUCCAGCUGUCGCUGCGUACAGCACCGGACCUGCCUACUCGUCGUACUCUUUGAGCCCAGCCGUCUCGAAGGUUGUUGCUACUCCGGCCGUGGCCUCCUAUAGCGCUGUUCCGGCGGUCUCCAAGGUUUACUCUACUCCUGCCGUAUCCGCAUACAGCGCUGUUCCGGCUGUGUCGAAGGUCUACUCAACUCCCGCCGUAGCCUCUUAUAGUGCUGUCCCAGCUGUGUCGAAUGUGUACUCCACUCCAGCUGUGGCUGCCUACAGCGCUGUCCCGGCUGUCUCCAAGGUUGUCGCUACUCCGGCUGUGACCGCUUACAGUGCUGUACCAGCCGUGUCGAAGGUCUACUCAACCCCAGCCGUUGCUGCGUACAGUGCCGGACCGGCUUACUCCUCGUACUCGGUCGCCCCGACUGUAUCGAAGGUCCUGACCACUCCUGCCGUUGCUGCUUACAGCGCUGGACCGGCUUACUCUUCUUAUGCCGUUAGCCCGGCUGUCACGAAGUACGCCACUGGUGCCGUUGCAGGAUACACCACUGGUGCUGUUGCAGGAUACGCUGCUUCUGGAGCUGCCCACGGAUACUAUGCCGCUGGUCCCGCGGUUUCUGCCGCCCAUUACGAUGGCUACCGUUAUGCUGCUGCUGCUCCAGCUCUCACUACCGCUUACACUGCUCCGGCUACUGUUGUCAAGACCGUUGCUCCUACCACCGUCGUCAAGACGGUUGCUGAGAAGUACGUGGAACACUACGACGAUAAUGCCCGUUACGCUUUCGAGUAUGGAGUGAACGAUCCGCUGACCGGUGAUAUCAAGCACCAGAAGGAGGAGCGCGACGGUGAUGUCGUCCGUGGCCAGUACUCGCUGGUGGAGCCUGACGGUAACGUGCGUACGGUCGACUACUACGCCGACUGGGCCACCGGAUUCCACGCCACCGUUACCAACAGCCGGGACCAAGUGCACGCCACGAAGGUCCUUGGCAAGCGUGACACCGUGAAGGCGUAAGGUGCAUUCCCUGCCCUGGCGCGCUAGCCCGGCAGGACGAUUGCGCUGCGUUUGCUUCACUGUACAGAAACGUCCUGCAUUCCCCACUCUCAUCCAGUACAUCCUCCGAAACACACUCAUCCGAAAGCACUCGAUAUUGCAUGAAAAGCGAAAAGGACUCGCGCACCUGGACCGGAUCCUUGGGACCGGUGGCCAUCGUGGGCUUGUUCGCGCGAGCCGUUGUUGAAGAUAUCCUUUUUUUGUUUGCGUUUAUACGUUUAUGGCACCCAUUGCAUGCUGUCUGCACGUCAUUAGACUCGGAAGGACACGUCAAGCGAACCAAGAGGCGAACCACUUUAUUUUUGUUUGUUUGUUUUGUACGUUUUACUACUAUUUAUUUUCGGUGAGUGCGUGCAGAGCACACGCGCCAUCCUAGACACCGGUGCCGUGCCGCGAAUGGGGACUGAUCUUCGAUCUUUGUCCCAAGUGGAGAUAGCCCUUCCGGAGAACGAUUUCAUUCGCUUGUUUGACUCUGUAAAUAUACACCUAUUUCUAUUGUUUCGACAAAAAAACACAUUAUAUCAAACACACAACCGCAGCCAGCGGCCAUUUUUUUGUCGAUCACACAUCCCAUCCGGCCUCAACAACACGUGGCUCGGGCCACGUGGUUCGACCGCAUCCCCCCUCCCGUUUGCCACCAGGACACUUGUCGGACAGCCCGUUUUGGAAAGUGC